GUCAAAUGUCAGUGUCAACCACUCUAAACUAUAAAAAAAAGAAAGAAAAUAGUUAAUUUCAGCAAUACAUGAAAUAAAAAAACAAAUAUUAAUUAAUAAAAAAAAUAUUAAUUUAUUUAGCCGUUUAUUCAAAUGGAUCCCAACAAAAUUAAAAAUGCUUCGGAAGGUAUAGCUCCUAUGGGUAUAACAGCCCUUAAUGAAACUAUUCUCACCAAUCAGCCAGAGUCAAGGUAUGAAUGUCCUGUGUGUCUGAACUGGCUUAGAGAUCCUGUCAUCACAACAUGUGGUCACAAAUUCUGUAAAUCAUGCAUCACUUCCUGGUUACAAAAUAGUGGUCAUUGCCCAAUUGACAAUAUAAAUCUCAGUAUGAAAGUUGACAUAUUCCCUGACAAUUACACUAAAAGGGAAAUUCAAGAGCAAAGAAUGUCAUGUCCUUUUGCCACAAAAGGCUGUGCAGUGAAAGUGACUCCACUGGACUUGGACUCUCACAUAGCGAGUUGUGAGUUCAAUCAACCCGAAGCUUCGUCCCAACCUCAAGUACAGGUGCCAUGUACAUUCAGUGCUCUCGGCUGCAAGGAGACAUUCGAAACGCAGGAAGAAAUGAAUGGCCAUUUACAUAGUGAUGUACAGACUCACAUGAGUCUCCUAAUGAACGCCUAUUCCAAGUUACAAAUCGACAAUGACAUAUCGAAUGCCAGUAUGGAUGCCAAGGAGCAAGAAGCUAUGCUUCUAUGGGAACCGUCCAAAGAUGGCGCUGCGAGUACAUCGCCACCAGUGAACAAUACUAGCGCUCUUAUAAGGGCACUGUAUGAAAGGGUUGUGGUGCUGGAACAGAGGAAUCGUGAACUGGAUAUAGUCAUAGCCAACAUUUCAAAGCAAAUGUCAGCAUUUGCUGUAGCCAAAAUGAAGCAAAACAACGACUUAAUACUCCGUUACUGUAUGGGAAAUUAUAUUUGGAAGAUAGACAAUUUUAAAGCUAGGUUAGAUGCAAUGCAGAAGGAUCAUUUUAAAAUGUUGUACAGCCCUGGCUUCUAUACCUCGCCUAAUGGUUACAGAUUCUGUGUCCGGCUCAACAUAUCACCGCAGAACCCACAGUGUUUUGCUCUUCAUGUGCAUUUAAUGAAAACUGAAUACGAUGACUGUUUGGAAUGGCCUUUCAAUGGGAGGAUAUCCUUCGCUAUGAUCAAUCAAUACAACCCGGAGCUCACCCAGAGGGAUACAAUGAUGUCCAACUCGACUUUGAUAGCAUUCAGGAAGCCGUCCACGGAGAUAUGUGUCAGGGGUUUUGGUUACACCGAAUAUGCAGUGGUUAAUGAUGUUGCCAGGAACGGCUUCGUUAAGGACGACACGCUCAUUGUGAGAGUUCAUAUAAAAUGUGUAUGACAUGAGGAGUAAUUUUUUUGUUUGUUAUUUACAUUCCAAUUUAUAUUUUAAAGUUAUAUCGGUUAUUUAUGUUUGCUUAUUACGGAGCACAAUUUUCUGUGUUCCAACAUUUUAUAUUUAGUUAAUGAAAACAUUCUUUUACAUUUUUAAGCUCAAGUCUUAUUGUUUUUUUAUUUAUUUAUUAUUUACACUUUUUUAGAUGUAGUUAUUAAUAUUUGUGUAAUGUAAUUAAUGUAAUGAAUCCGUCCCAAAUAAGUUAUACUGAAGUAGUUUUGAAAUAUCAGAUAUUUUAUAUAAAAAAGUAAGAAUAAUUAGUGUUGUAAGUAAAAAAAAUAUUUAAGAUCUUUAUACGUUCCAAAUUUUAUAGUUGAUACAAUCUUUACACUGUUAUAAUAAAAAAAUAUGUAUA
Messenger RNA from Danaus plexippus (monarch butterfly), 1792 nucleotides. Its product is annotated as TNF receptor-associated factor 6-like. The record is from RefSeq and is a predicted model, not a curated record. The coding region runs from base 133 to 1383 and encodes 416 amino acids. The transcript has 7 exons. Gene Ontology annotation, cellular component: plasma membrane signaling receptor complex. Gene Ontology annotation, biological process: positive regulation of JNK cascade; protein K63-linked ubiquitination; regulation of canonical NF-kappaB signal transduction. Gene Ontology annotation, molecular function: zinc ion binding; protein binding. NCBI's taxonomy places the organism in Eukaryota, Metazoa, Arthropoda, Insecta, Lepidoptera, Nymphalidae.